GUGACCGCCCUUUUGGCACGCCUCCCGCCUCUUCCCAGCCUGCCAACCUCCCUUAAGAGGAUGAAGGGGCCUGAGGGCUGCGGCUGACCUGCGAAUGCCGAGUGACAAGUCGGAACCAGGACAGUUAGCAUAAUGGCAGAAACUGCUUCUCCGCUGAAGCACUUCGUGCUGGCGAAGAAGGCAAUUACUGAAAUCUUUGAUCAGUUACUGGAGUUUGUUACUGAAGGAUCACAUUUUGUUGAAGCAACAUACAAGAAUCCAGAACUUAAUCAGAUAGCUACUGAGGAUGAUCUGGUAGAAAUCCAUGGAUAUAAAAACAAGCUUUCCAUCAUCGGUGAGGUGCUGUCUCGGAGACUCAUGAAAGUGGCCUUUUUUGGCAGGACAAGCAGUGGGAAGAGCUCUGUUAUCAAUGCGAUGUUGUGGGAUAAAGUCCUCCCUAGUGGGAUUGGCCAUACAACCAAUUGCUUACUGAGUGUUGAAGGAACUGAUGGAGAUAAAGCUUACCUUAUGACAGAAGGAUCGGAUGAAAAAAAGAGUGUGAAGACAGUUAAUCAGCUGGCCCACGCCCUUCAUAUGGACAAAGACUUGAAAGCUGGCUCUCUCGUGCAUGUGUUUUGGCCAAAGGCAAAAUGUGCCCUCUUGAGAGAUGACCUGGUUUUAGUGGACAGUCCAGGUACAGAUGUCACUACAGAGCUGGAUAGCUGGAUUGAUAAGUUUUGCUUAGAUGCUGAUGUCUUUGUUUUGGUUGCAAACUCUGAAUCAACACUAAUGAACACGGAAAAACAUUUUUUUCACAAGGUAAAUGAGCGACUUUCCAAGCCUAAUAUUUUCAUUCUGAAUAAUCGUUGGGAUGCCUCUGCCUCAGAGCCAGAAUAUAUGGAAGAUGUACGCAGACAGCACAUGGAAAGAUGCCUACAUUUCUUGGUGGAAGAGCUCAAAGUUGUGGAUCGUUUAGAAGCACGGAAUCGUAUCUUCUUUAUUUCUGCAAAGGAAGUUCUUAAUGCUAGAAUGCACAAAGCACAGGGGAUGCCAGAAGGUGGUGGGGCACUUGCAGAAGGAUUUCAGUCAAGAUUACAGGAGUUUCAGAAUUUUGAACAAAUCUUUGAGGAGUGUAUCUCGCAGUCAGCAGUGAAAACAAAGUUUGAACAGCACACUAUCAGAGCUAAACAAAUACUAGAUACUGUGAAAAACAUAAUGGAUUCAAUAAACGUGGCAGCAGCAGAGAAAAGGGUUUAUUCAAUGGAAGAGAGGGAAGACCAAAUUGACAGACUGGACUUUAUCCGAAACCAAAUGAACCUUUUAACACUGGAUGUUAAGAAAAAAAUCAAGGAGGUUACAGAGGAAGUGGCAAACAAGGUUUCAUGUGCAAUGACAGAUGAAAUUUGUCGACUCUCUGUUUUGGUUGAUGAAUUUUGUUCUGAGUUUCAUCCUACUCCAAGUGUACUGAAAGUAUAUAAAAAUGAGUUAAAUAAGCACAUAGAAGAUGGUAUGGGAAGAAAUUUGGCUGAUCGGUGCACCAAUGAAGUCAACACUUCAAUGCUUCAGUCCCAGCAAGAAAUUAUUGAAAAUUUGAAGCCACUACUUCCAGCUGGUGUACAGAAUAAACUACACACACUGAUUCCUUGCAAAAAAUUUGAUCUCAGCUAUGACCUAAAUUGCCACAAGUUAUGUUCAGAUUUUCAAGAGGAUAUUGUUUUUCGGUUUUCCUUGGGCUGGUCUUCCCUUGUUCAGCGUUUCUUGGGCCCUGCAAAUGCUCAGAGGGUGCUUCUAGGAUUAUCAGAGCCUAUCUUUCAGCUCCCCAGAUCUUUAGCUUCUACUCCCACUGCUCCUACCAAUCCAGCAACACCAGAUAAUGCAUCACAGGAAGAACUCAUGAUUACAUUAAUAACAGGAUUAGCUUCUCUUACAUCUAGAACGUCUAUGGGCAUCAUCAUUGUUGGAGGAGUGAUUUGGAAAACUGUAGGCUGGAAACUUAUAUCAGUUUCAUUAAGUAUGUAUGGAGCUUUGUAUCUUUAUGAAAGGCUGAGCUGGACCACCCGUGCUAAGGAGAGAGCCUUUAAACAACAGUUUGUGAACUACGCAACUGAAAAGCUGCAGAUGAUUGUUAGCUUCACGAGUGCAAACUGCAGCCAUCAAGUACAACAGGAAAUGGCAACGACUUUUGCUCGCCUGUGCCAACAAGUUGAUAUUACACAAAGACAUCUAGAAGAAGAAAUUGCUAGAUUUUCCAAAGAGAUAGAUGAAUUGGAGGAAAUACAAAACAAUUCAAAGCUUUUAAGAAAUAAAGCCGUUCAACUUAAAAGUGAGCUGGAGAAUUUUACUAAACAGUUUCUACAUUCAAGCAAUGAAGAAGAAUCUUAACCAUAGAGAUCGCUUUGGUGAUCAUCAUAGGAGAAAAUGGAACUUGGAUAAUUUGGGACAGUUAUUUUUAUGAAAUUGACUUUAAAUAUGAAUUGUGCUCACUGUACCUAAAUAGCAAAUUCUUGUGUAGAUUCUGGUAAUGAUCUAUCUCAGGGUGUUUGCAUUUCUGAAGAGUGUUAUGUCUCUUUAGUUUUAAUUUUGGGUAAAGAAAAGGCUAAAUUGUUGGAUGUGUUAAAAUAAUGAAUUAGUUAAAAGCAACAGAACCAACUAUGUGACCCCUGAGGGGUGGGGCCUUGCUCUUAAUUAGGGCUUUCUUAGUUUCUGAUUCUGAAAAACUCUGCUUCCUGGCAUCCAGGAGUUAGAGGUACUCCUUUCAUCUUCUUUCUCAAAACUAAUUUUUGACAUCUAAUGGGAAUAGUCACUUUUUUGUUUUAUAAACUGCACUGUGUGCUCUAACCAGCAGGAGGGAAUGUGGAAUGUUCUUGUGGGUAUUAUUUAUGCAACUUACAGUCACUUGCCAUUCUGGCAGGUAUAUGUAAGCCACUAAUAAAUAUGCUGUUUUUACUCCUUUUAUUCCCAUUAAAACCGAUGUAAAGCAGUAUAAAGUUAUUCUAAAUAGU
Molecule: messenger RNA, 2981 nt
Organism: Rhinolophus ferrumequinum (greater horseshoe bat)
Lineage: Eukaryota; Metazoa; Chordata; Mammalia; Chiroptera; Rhinolophidae
Gene: MFN1
Product: mitofusin 1
Exons: 18
Coding region: 133-2361 (742 amino acids)
Biological process (GO): mitochondrion localization; mitochondrial fusion
Cellular component (GO): mitochondrial outer membrane
Molecular function (GO): GTP binding; GTPase activity
Source: RefSeq, a predicted model, not a curated record